CCACCUAACACCCAGAAAACACAAACCAAAACAAAUAGGGAAAAGGGGGGAGGGAAAAAAAGGAACGGAACCGGGGGCAGAGCCAGCCGGGGAGAAAGGCAAUUUUUUCACUCUGCGCCAGGAGCUUCGGAACAAAACCGUUUGCCUGCUAACCCGCAGCGUCGCCCCCAGCCCAAACUCUGAGUCUACUAUGCUAUGUGUUGCUGGGGGGGGUCCAGGAGAUUCGUGGGGGAUCCUUGCCUUCCUGUGUGCUACGCUCUGGAACCUGCCUGUAGUGCCUGCACUGAACAGCACGGACCAAGUGACUACCACCAGACAGUCCAUCCAGCAGACGUACGACCUUACUCGCUACCUGGAACACCAGCUGCACUCGCUUGCGGCUACUUAUCUCAGCUACCUGGGGCCACCUUUCAAUGAGCCGGACUUUGAUCCUCCCCGGCUAAUCGGGGCAGAGGCUGUGCCCAGCGCCACCGUGGACUUUCAGGAAUGGCACAGCCUGAAUGACAAUGCCCGGCUGGCAGCCAACUACCAGGCCUACAGCCACCUGCUGUGCUACCUGAGCACCAUGGAUGGGAAAUCCCCAGUCGCCAUGCCCACCCUGCGCCACAGCCUCGCACACUUCCGCGCCAGCCUGCAAGGGCUGCUGGGCUCCAUCGCCGGCAUCAUGGCUUCCCUGGGCUACCAGCUUCCGCCCACACCGACGGAUGGUACGCCUCCGCUCCGCAGCCAGUUCCUGCGCAAGAUGGACGACUUUUGGCUGCUCAAGGAGCUGCAGACCUGGCUGUGGCGCUCGGCCAAGGACUUCAACAGGCUGCGCAAGAGGGUGCCCCCUUCUGCUGUUAUGCUGCACCUCGAGAGCAGGGGCUUCUGAGCCCUGCCCUUCACCAGCCUCUCUGCCUUCGCCUCGUCCACUGACGUCAUACCUGCCCCUCAAGGCCAAGGGCUUUCCAGAGCCCCCCCCCCUGAACCCACAGCGUGCCUGCCCCUCUCCACCUCCAACCCACCUCCAACCUGACUCCUGCUGCCACACCUUCAUGGUGCUGCACUGCUCUCUAUUAUGAAGCCGUGCCUCUAGGUGAGCAAACCCACACCUAUCUGUUUCUUCCUUUCCUUCCUUCCUCCGCCUUCUCAGUGGCCUGCCUUUCUCUUGUUCUUCCCAGAGGGGGCCAUUAAUUUUCCAGGAUCAGAGGAAAAGCCCUGCUCCCUCCCACCCCAGUGAUGAGCAAUAAAGCCCUGGCUGCAGGGCAGCGAACAUCUGGCAGCCUCCACCUCUGGCACUCUGCUCUCCUUAAAUGGAGCUCCCCCAGAGCCUGGGUUCCUGCUUGUGCGCUCUCUCUCUCUCUCUCUCUCUCUCUCUCUCUCUCUCUCUCUCUUCUCAUAGAGUAUUGUGCCAAUUAGGUGCUUACGAAGGGGGUUUACUUCCCACAAACCUGCCUCUGAUCAAACCCGCUGGCUCAAGAUGAUGCCCAGCUCUGGCCUUCCUUUCGGGCCAUGAACUCUGCAGCAGGGGUGGGGAACCUUCCUGAAGCUGGGGGUCACAUCCCCACCUGGUUAAUUCCUCCAGGCGCCAAAAGCAAAGCAGACAGAGCCAGAGCUUGCAGCAAGUGGAGAUACCUUAUGCCGUCUUUCACCCCCCAACACAUACAUGUGCACAGACAUGCAUGCAGAGAACUUCCCUCUCUGCAGUCUCAUCUCUAUCCACCAGCUGCUCAGGAGAUUGGGUGGUAGAUGAGCGGCGGGCUGCAAAGGGAGCUGCCCCACACUCUUUCUCAGACACAUGCAUGCACAUUGCGCUGCAAACACGCACAACCUCCCCUCCCUGCAGUCUCCUUCUGACUGAGGAACAGAUGAGCAACAAGAAAGAGAGCAGUGUCCCAGGCCUGCUCCCUUGAUUCCUGAUCAGCUAGGCAGCAGGUGGGGCUGGAAGAUUGCAGGCUGGCAGUUCCCUACCCCUGCUCUAGAGGCAACCUCACCCCGCAAGGGCAAAAUGGGACUCUGAAUAGGCGUUGCAAUGAGGCAUGAAAAAUAAGGGAUAUGGUUUAAUGCAGGCACUGGCGAGCUUUCAGCCUUUUUCUCUCUCUUUUGCAGUGGUCAACUCAAGAGGCUCCCCUAUCAUUCAUCAAAGCCAAAAGCUGCAGCAGAGUUGCCCACGACAGGGACAUCUUCUUAGCCAGCCCCAGCAGUGGUCUCCGCCUGCCUGUACCUCUCCCUCCCCACUGUGGCAGGCGGGCCUAGUGAGGCUGUGCGGUUUACUGUCACCAGCAAAGGACAAGGGGAGGAGUUUCCCAUAGGUGGCCCAGUCCAUAGGUCUCUCUCUCUCUCUCCCCUCCCCUCUCCUUCUGCCCCCCUCCCCACUGUCAGGUUGUGUUAUUCUCAGUUUGUCUGUAUUAAUAUUUAUUUAUUUUCAGAUGUUAUUUAUUAGAUUGUAUUUAUUGCAGAAUUUCUAUUCUUGUAUUAACAAAUAAAAGGCUUUCUCCAGGA
This is a messenger RNA of Podarcis raffonei (Aeolian wall lizard), 2481 nucleotides long. It is a transcript of the gene CLCF1, whose product is annotated as cardiotrophin like cytokine factor 1. The transcript has 3 exons. The record is from RefSeq and is a predicted model, not a curated record. The coding region runs from base 191 to 871 and encodes 226 amino acids. NCBI's taxonomy places the organism in Eukaryota, Metazoa, Chordata, Lepidosauria, Squamata, Lacertidae.